ACUACCAGAGAAAAAAGAUGGACGACAGAAGUGUCUGUUCUCCGCAGCUAGCGAAAUCAGACGCUCUAAAUAACACAACUAGUUUCCCUAACGCGGCUUCUGUGAUAGAUGCUGACAAAGUAAUAAACACUAAACUAGAUAGUUCCCAGGUUCAAGGAGACAAGGAUGAAGAGGAGCUACUAAAGGGCCUCCUCAAUGAUGACUACUGCCAUGUGUGUGAGGCUGUGCUGCUAUUUGAAUCUCAGCGACUGUCCCACUACGAGGGAAAGAAACAUGCUCAGAAACUCAAGGUGUACCUGCAGACCAAGAGAGCUGAGAAGUUACACAAAGAGUCGACAGUUCCCCAGCGGACCAUGCCUUCUGAUAAGGACCGUUUCUGUGAGCUGUGUAACAUGGUGUUUAGUUCCCACUUGGUGGCCAAGUCUCACUAUGAAGGCAAAAUCCAUGCAAAAAAUCUCCGAAAACAAGGUCUCCAGCCCCCAGGAAAUUUCUUGCACAAGUACACAGACGUGUGUACUUUACCAAGGCUGACUCACGAUGCUGAAAAUGCUGAUCAGAAGUCACCCCCAGAGGGGGGUGUGGAGCAUCAUGAGGCCCCAGCAGCCACCACAACUACCCCCAGCUCAGAGGUUGAUCUGAAGGACCCGAACAGGUACUGCCCUCUGUGUGCAGCUUCCUUCAACAACCCUCAAAUGGCUCUGCAACACUACAAUGGACGCAAACACCAGAGAAAUCAGGCCAAACAGGAGAUGAUCAAACAGCUGGGAGACGAUGUCCAACAAGCCAACUCCCUGAUGUGUCAGACGUGUAGUCUGCAGUUUAACUCUUUGGAGAUGUAUCAGGCACACGUUCAUGGAAACAAGCACCAGUUUAGGGAGAAGAAGGUCACCGACCUGUGCAAAUCCCAACAGAAAGUCUACGGCACGUUUGCAGAUGAACUGACGGAUUACAUUCAGGCUCAGAAAGCUCGUGGAAUUACUCCCAAGAAUGAUCGAGUCCAACCUCAGGGUGACACACAAAUGGAGGAUGAGGAAGAAGAAGAGGGAGUAAAGGUAGUGUUUGAUAAGAGACAUAUCAUAGAACUAAACAAACCUAUGCCUAGCCUUACUCCCACCUCUGACCCUCAUCAUUCCCGCCCUAGUAGUUACUACCCAGCUGAAGGGCGGCAUCCUCCAUAUCAGGGCCCUCGCUGGCCUCCUCACAACUGGGACUACAACUGCCCUCCUCCAGUCCUCCCAGGCUCUCCACAGUUAACCAGUCGGCUCAUGAAAAGAAGGAGGCGAAGAAAGCAGUCCAGCUCCUCCUCGUACACUACCUCAUCAUCUUCCUCUUCCUCUUCCUCCUCUUCUGAUAGCAGCAGCAUGAGUGACAGUGAUGACAGCGAAUACAAGCGGAGAGAAAAAAGGAAGAUUAGAAGAUCCAAGAAGGAGAGAGGGCGGAGAGCCAGAGAUGAGGAAUUCGACAAAGAGGAGAGGCAGGGAAAAUCGCAGAGGAAGGAACGAGACAAUGAGAAAAUUAUGAGAAAGCGGGAGGAAUCUGGAGAGUGGGAGCAAGAGAGGAGGAGAAAAAAGCUAAAGAAACACGGCAAGAGGAGACGAAAAGACAAAAAAAAACCGGAUGAGAACUGCGAGGGGGAGGGAGGAGAUGGGGCGAUGGACAACGUAAAGCCAGAAGAGAUGGACAAUACAAAAUACACUGAAGUGCAUAUUCAGGCUGAAAUUAAUGUUGAAGAGGAGGAGGGGGAGCAGGAUGAAUCCGCCAAACCCAAAUACAGGAAAGAGAAGAAGAAAACGAAAGAGAGAGAAGACACUAGGACGGAAGAGGAGAAGCUGUGGGACGACUCCAUCCUGGGCUGUUAGAACUCCUCUGAAGUAUGAGCAGGAUUUUGAAAAUGUAUUAAUACAUUUAUUAAACUCAUGUUGACAGGAGUUAACAAAGCAAAUGUCACCAUCUGCAGGGAACGUGUUGUUCUCCAUAGCUGUGUUAACUCAUACACACAAAUUAAUUGUUCUUUCAUUGUGUUUGCAGGUUUUACAUUACACAUAGCUCAGCUGUGAUAACUUUAUUUUUUCACUAUGGCACUUAUUAAUAUAUUUCAGUAAAUUAAUGUGCACAGUCAACCUCAGAUAAUGGCUGUCAUAUUUAUGAACUCUUAUUUUCUUGCCUAUUUUUUUAGAAUCAUCAAUCAGUCAUCUUGACCUAAUGAUUAACACUUCAUUAUUUUAUACUAUGUUUGUGUAUCUGCUCCUCCCAAGGCUGUGUUUGAUUGUGUUCCCUCUAGCAGCCUGUGGUUGGCGCUGUUGAGCUUUAACGCAGCAGUAAAGCAAAUAGAAGCCCA
Messenger RNA from Hippoglossus stenolepis (Pacific halibut), 2338 nucleotides. It is a transcript of the gene zmat1, whose product is annotated as zinc finger matrin-type 1. Gene Ontology annotation, cellular component: nucleus. Bases 18 to 1859 code for a protein of 613 amino acids. The record is from RefSeq and is a predicted model, not a curated record. Lineage: Eukaryota; Metazoa; Chordata; Actinopteri; Pleuronectiformes; Pleuronectidae. Gene Ontology annotation, molecular function: nucleic acid binding; zinc ion binding. The transcript is spliced from 7 exons.